AUGAGAAAUCACACGACAACAACCUUCAUUCUCCUGGGACUAACAGAUGAUCCACAAAUUCAGAGUCUACUUUUCAUUUUUUUGUUUUUUACCUACUUACUGAGUAUAUCUGGGAACAUGGCAAUUAUCUCACUCACACUAAUGAAUCCUCAUCUUAAAACACCAAUGUACUUUUUCCUACAAAAUUUUUCCUUCUUAGAAAUCUUUUUCACAUCAGCUUGUAUUCCUAGAUACUUGUACAACCUAUCAACAGGUGACAAGACUAUUACCUACUGCGCUUGUGCCAUUCAAGCAUUUUUUACCGAUCUCUUUGGAGUAACUGAGUUUUUUCUCCUGGCCACCAUGUCUUAUGACCGAUACGUGGCCAUCUGCAAACCCCUCCAUUACACCACCAUCAUGAGCAACAGAGCCUGCAGAAGACUCAUCCUCUGCUGUUGGAUAGCUGGCCUAUUGAUCAUACUCCCACCAUUUAGCCUUAGCCAAAAUCUGGAAUUCUGUGAUUCUAAUGUUAUUGAUAGCUUUCUUUGUGAUGUGUCUCCCUUCCUGAAAAUUUCAUGCUCAGACACGUGGGUCAUUGAGCAGAUGGUUAUAGGCUGUGCUGUGUUGACCUUUAUCACCACCCUUCUUUGUGUAGUUCUCUCCUAUAUAUGUAUAAUCAAGACCAUCAUAAGAUUCCCUUCUGCCCAGCAAAGGAAAAAAGCCUUUUCUACCUGUUCUUCCCACAUGAUUGUGGUCUCUAUCACCUAUGGCAGCUGCAUCUUCAUCUAUGUCAAGCCUUCAGCAAAGGACUCCGUGGCUAUUAAUAAGGGGGUGAUAGUCCUCACGACUUCCAUUGCUCCUAUGCUAAACCCCUUCAUCUACACCUUAAGGAAUAAGCAAGUAAAACAAGCUUUCAAUGACUCAGUCAAAAGAAUUGCCUUAUCUUCCAAAAAGUAA
Molecule: messenger RNA, 936 nt
Organism: Urocitellus parryii (Arctic ground squirrel)
Lineage: Eukaryota; Metazoa; Chordata; Mammalia; Rodentia; Sciuridae
Product: olfactory receptor 6C2-like
Biological process (GO): G protein-coupled receptor signaling pathway
Cellular component (GO): membrane
Molecular function (GO): G protein-coupled receptor activity; olfactory receptor activity
Source: RefSeq, a predicted model, not a curated record